UGAUGCAUUCAUAGAUUUCCAAUCUGUCAGUCACUUCAUUCCAUUUCCAUAGCAUCCGUCGCAGGCUUCAUCGCCAUCCGGAGUAUGCUGCUUACUAUCUGCAAAGUUCCUGUACAAAUAUGCUUCUCAGCCACUUCAAACGGCUAUGCACAUUAUUUCCUACUCUAAUAGCAUCAACCACGCCGCAAUCUUCCGUUCUAAACACAUCUUCUCCGUCCCCGCUUCCGAGUCCCAUCCAGCGUGCCGUGCCUGCAUGUGCACAGCCAUGCGUUCAGGCCUCACUUUUGGCACGCUUCCCUCUGGCAUGUACCUCACCAUUCAACCUCAACUGUCUGUGCUCGCGUUAUAGUAUUGCCGGAGAAGCACUCGGCGAGGUAGCCCUCGGAUGCAUAUACUCCUCUUGCCCUACCGUCGAUAGCCAGGCUGCCUCAGCAUAUGCCAUCUGUCUUGGACAAAAGGACGCCGUCGUACCUACUCAAAGUGCAUUGACUAUUGUUGCAACAAGCACUAUCCCAUCUACCUCUUCGAUCACAGGUCUACCUACUACUAUUGCUACACAAACCCUCUCGACGCCUACCACUCGUCCUUCCUCCAUCCCUCCCUCUGGCGUCGUGGACACUGACUCAGUAUCUUCCAUGCCACCCGCAUCAUCUCCCACUCAGACGGCAGCAGAAAGCCAAGUACAAAGCCAGUCUCCAAGGACGAUGAAGCCAGCUCAGAUUGCUGGCCUUGCCGUGGCUGCCGCCGCCGUCUUCAUCCUUGCCAUCGGUCUCAUGGCUUUGAGCAUCUUCCUAAGGAGACGAAGGGAGCGGAAGAACGAUGGAGAUGGCUUGGAAAAGGGCAGUGGGCAAUCUGAAGGUGGUCCAAGUCCGUUCGCUGGUUACGUACCUCACACUCCAGCACCCAUCCAGUCAAGUUACCCUCCAAGGUCAAUGCCUCAAGACAAUCGAAGACCAUGGACAAACCCAAGGAAGAACCAGAGGACGCACCAGGAAGGAUUCACCAAUGCCAAUCCGUCACGGCCUAGGCCUCAGCGGAAGAAUGCAGACCAGAACCUCCAACUUUACGCCAUGCAGACACUCCCCAACACUGACCGAAGGCCUCCUACGAAGCCGAGCUUGAACAAGCCAUUUCCUAAAAUUAACACCAACCACAACUUUUCGUCGAACAGGGUGGAUUCACCCCAAUCUCUUUCAUCUGCAGCCCCCAUUGGGGUCGCCAUAAGUGCCGAGUUGCCGGCCGACUCGGUAUUUUCUAAUUCUAGCAGGGCAAGGCAGGAACCGGCGAGCGGUCAAGCAGUGUCGACUCUGAAGGCUCCGGAGGUUGCUAGUCGACGCCCUGACAGUACACUCACGCAGCACACUGUCUUCGAAGAAGAUGAAGAAGCAAUCCGCCGAAGAUCCUCGAUACUGCUACCGACGCCUCCCAUGCCUGUCCCGCCCAUACGCUCUUUACAACCCUCACGGCCUCAUGUUAGCCCAGCCAGCUCUUCUUCCUCCAGACAGCCGGGCCUUUCCUUAAACAUUCCCGUCCGGCACUCGAUCUCGAACAUCGAGCGAAUAGUACCGGCGAAGAUAAAGUCUAAUACACAUCUCCCAUCACCACCGCCUGCGAUCAUACCACUUGCCCCUCCCAUCCGUCUUUCUCCCGUCCGCGACCGUUCCGUAUCUGGGACCACGGGUCGAUCGACACGAAGCAACAGCAGCAACAACGACGUCCCGGACUACUACUUCGGAGACGUCUCGCCGAGGCGUGCGACGCCGAACGCAAGUCCAGCACCAAGCACCAUCAGCCGAGGCAAGCAGCCAGUCAAGACAUCUUCAAACCUCCGACCCAAGACAUCCAUGAGCACUGUGUCUCGAGCGACAUCGCGAGCCUCACUCAGCCACCGGGACUCCAUGUCUUCGCAGACGUCCUUCGAGUCGAUUGAUGGAAACGAUCCAACCCCAGAAGAAGACGACGAGGAUGACAACUACAACAAGCAACUCGCGUCCGACAGCAAACUCUCCCCCGUCGCCGAGUCCCCAAUCUCCAACCUCCGGUACCCAAAGGUACCACGCGCCUCGAACCAGCUCGUCCCCCGCAGCCCUCGCAGUCCCAAGAGCCCCCACAGCCUGCAAAGCCUAGACAGUCCCCGACGCUCAACUCCCCUCGUCCUGAACAGCGUCGGCAGCGGUAACAACCCAUCCACCGCUACUACCAUCAUCAAGGAGCCCUCCGCCCUCCUCGUCAAGCGCCGCGGCGAAGGCGAAGCCCUAAACCUGGGCCGUCAGCUCCAAAUGGACAGUCCCAAGCGCACCGAAGUCCGAAACUACAUGCGCGGCUACCGGCGCCAACUCCGCAACUCAAGUGUGCAAGAGAGCUGGAGCGCCGCGUCCAAAGCCAUCGACGACGACGACCUUCAUCCGAGAGGCAGGACAGCGGCACGCGUGCAGAGCGGACAAUGGCCAAAAAGUCCCGCAAUGUACGACGCCGAUGCCGUCCAGCCCUUCCAUGCAAACCGCGCGCGGGAUCAGAACUACCCUCGACAACACGCACACGCGGCGGCGGUGGCGGACGCGGCGACAGCGGCGCUCAAGAGUCCGCUAUGGGUUCCGAGGCUCACGCCCACGCGCAAGGGCGACGACUUGUUUAUCGCUGUGUCGUACUCUAAGAAGGCUGGCGAUGGUGCCUCUCAGCAACCGUCGCAGCAGCAGUAGAAAGCGGUGGAGGUGACUUGGUAGGAGCCGUGGUACUAUGUUUUUGUUUCAUUCCUUUACAGAUACCCCAUGUUCGCACUCAUUUAUAUACACAUAUACAUACAUAUAUGUUCAUGUAUACACUUACACAUAUCUCUCCUUUUUUGGGAUAAAAGAACUCUCUCAGUCUUUCACGGCCUACAUGUCAUAUAUCUCAUAACUUUCCUUCCUCCCUAUAUCUUUAUCUUAACCUUCUUGUCAUUACAUUCCCUUUAUUAUAUUUUACAAUCUUUCCGUCUCAUCUUUAUUCCAUUUAACUU
Molecule: messenger RNA, 2998 nt
Organism: Aaosphaeria arxii CBS 175.79
Lineage: Eukaryota; Fungi; Ascomycota; Dothideomycetes; Pleosporales
Exons: 1
Coding region: 120-2699 (859 amino acids)
Source: RefSeq, a predicted model, not a curated record